AUGGACAUCACCGUGGUUUGUCAGCUGCUGCUGCUGGUCCUCUCUCUGUUCGGAGCUCAGGUUCACUCAGACGCUGGGAACCAAAUCGUUCCUCAUGGAAAACAGACUGAAACCCAGGGAGCUGAACCUGCAAACGUCUCUCAUCAGCAACAGACCUGCCAACCUGACAUCCAUGCUGUGCUGAGAGAAAUGAGCGCCUUGUUGGCUGAACAGAAGGUGGAGAUGAGAUACUUGCAGGAUGAGAACAAAGCACAAGCAGCUAAACUGGGAGAACUGGACGGCCUGAAGACUCAGCUUCAAGCUCAAGCAGUGGAACUUGCCGCUGUGACGGCCAGGUCAAACAUCACAGAGAAUCAGGUGGAGGCUCUGAACAGAGACAGGCAGGUCAAACGGGUGGCUUUCUCAGCCUCUCUUCUGGCUUCAGGCUCUGGAACUCUUGGGCCAUUUAACACAGACACCCCUCUGGUCUUCAGAUACGUCAUCACUAACAUCGGGAAUGCCUACAACCCAAACACAGGUCUUUUCAUCGCACCAGUGAGAGGUGUUUACCACUUCGAGUUCUACGUGGGUGCAUAUGGACAUCGUUCACAUGGCUCGAGUGCUAUCUUGGUCAAAAAUGGACAACAGAUAUUUAUUGCAUUUGAACAUCAAACAUCCGGCUAUGGGACUUCCUCUAAUGGCGCUUCACUGCUUCUAGAAGUUGGAGAUGUUGUGUUUGUGCGUUUCUGGCAAAGCACAAAAAUAUAUGAUGAUCAAAAUCACCGCAGCACCUUCAGUGGUCAUCUGCUGUUCACCAUGUGA
Messenger RNA from Myripristis murdjan (pinecone soldierfish), 801 nucleotides. RefSeq lists its product as uncharacterized. The transcript is spliced from 5 exons. The coding region runs from base 1 to 801 and encodes 266 amino acids. Gene Ontology annotation, molecular function: protein binding. The record is from RefSeq and is a predicted model, not a curated record. NCBI's taxonomy places the organism in Eukaryota, Metazoa, Chordata, Actinopteri, Holocentriformes, Holocentridae.